AUGCCUGGGGACACGCUGUUUGUGACAUGCGGUGCAACCGUACCCUUCCCGCAACUUGUACAGAGUGUUCUAGCCGCUGAAUUCCUCCGCGGCAUGCACGCUCUCGGGAUCCAUAGCGUCAUAAUCCAGUUCGGCCGCCAAUGGGGGGGGCAGUUCGACAAAGCCGUAACUACUUCUCCCCGCAUGUCUGCCACCAAUCCCGUGUACACCGCAGAACAACUCGGCUGUGACGAGAUACACUGCUACACUGCCCUGAACGGCGCCGUCCACGUGACGGGCAUCCCCUUUUCCAUCUGCGUCGAAGACCUCAUCGGCGGCCACACGGGCGUCCCCGUGACCGCGAUCAUCUCCCACGCGGGGACAGGGUCCAUCCUCGACGCACUCCGGUGCCAACCCAGCGAAAACACCCCACGACCCGCCCUCGUCGCAGUGGUCAACGGCGCACCCAUGGACAACCACCAGCUACAAAUCGCGAACAAAUUCGCCCAGAUGGGACUCCUGCACGCCUGCGAGCACCCAACCCCAGAAACACUCCUCCAAUCCCUCCAAGCAGCCCUCAGCAACACCGACAACACCAAGGGCAAGGGCUCCUUCGACCAGGGCAUCGCCCGCUUCGAGAAUUUUUUGGUGCAAAUUUCGCAGUGA
Molecule: messenger RNA, 645 nt
Organism: Huiozyma naganishii CBS 8797
Lineage: Eukaryota; Fungi; Ascomycota; Saccharomycetes; Saccharomycetales; Saccharomycetaceae
Gene: ALG13
Product: N-acetylglucosaminyldiphosphodolichol N-acetylglucosaminyltransferase catalytic subunit ALG13
Exons: 1
Coding region: 1-645 (214 amino acids)
Biological process (GO): dolichol-linked oligosaccharide biosynthetic process
Cellular component (GO): UDP-N-acetylglucosamine transferase complex; extrinsic component of endoplasmic reticulum membrane
Molecular function (GO): hexosyltransferase activity
Source: RefSeq, a predicted model, not a curated record